Molecule: messenger RNA, 2677 nt
Organism: Spea bombifrons (plains spadefoot toad)
Lineage: Eukaryota; Metazoa; Chordata; Amphibia; Anura; Pelobatidae
Gene: SLC38A3
Product: solute carrier family 38 member 3
Exons: 16
Coding region: 352-1866 (504 amino acids)
Biological process (GO): histidine transport; asparagine transport; L-glutamine transport
Molecular function (GO): L-histidine transmembrane transporter activity; L-asparagine transmembrane transporter activity; L-glutamine transmembrane transporter activity
Source: RefSeq, a predicted model, not a curated record
AAAGCCACUUGGAUUACACGGAGGGACCAGAUCCAGCAGCCGCUGCCACCGUGCACUGUCCAAUGCUUGCUAUCUGCCCCUAACUGACAUAUCUAUAUACCCCUGCUUCAGUGCACGAUCUACCCCAGCUGCCCCACUAAACCCAAGCGUACUGUCCGAGUUCCCUAACCCCAUUCAACAUACAAAAGGCUGCUGCCCUCUCUCAGCUCCUGCUGCUCACCUAAGCCUGCAAACUCUACAUACCCCGAAGCCUCCACAUCUGCCCCUCCAGACACUCGGUGUGCGGAAGGUACGGCUCCCUGCAGCCGCGUAAAGAAGAGCCCAAGCUCCGUGAAGAGAGUCUGACCCCCCAUGAUGGAGUUUCCGGCUCAGACAGAGAUGGUGAACAUGUGCCUCAGUGGAAAACAGGCAGAGGCUUUGGGAACAGAGACCCCGGAGCCAAGUUUUACUGGAGCUGAGAACCAGGAGCUGGAGGAGUUUCUGCCACACGCACCCGGGAAGGAGAAGCCACGAUUUACAGACUUUGAGGGCAAGACGUCAUUUGGCAUGUCUGUGUUUAACCUCAGUAAUGCCAUCAUGGGCAGUGGCAUCCUGGGACUGGCCUAUGCCAUGGCUAAUACUGGAAUACUCCUCUUUCUAUUUCUGCUGACUGGUGUGGCUUUGCUGUCCACUUAUUCCAUCCACUUACUACUGAUAUCAUCAGGAAUUGUAGGUAUUCGUGCCUAUGAGCAGCUUGGUUACAAAGCUUUUGGAACCCCCGGAAAACUGGCUGCUGCCAUUGCCAUCACCCUACAGAACAUUGGAGCCAUGUCCAGUUAUCUGUACAUUGUAAAGUCUGAGCUGCCUCUCGUCAUCCAGACAUUCCUCAACCUUAAUGAGAAAACAUCGGACUGGUACAUGAAUGGGAAUUAUCUAGUGAUAAUGGUGUCUGCAUGCGUAAUCCUUCCACUGGCAUUGAUGAAACAACUUGGAUACCUGGGAUAUGCAAGUGGAUUCUCCCUCAGCUGUAUGUUGUUCUUUCUGUGCUCAGUAAUAUACAAGAAAUUCCAGAUCCCUUGCCCUGUGCCAUGGAGUAACAUGAACUACACUAUGGCUGACAACAUGACCUUGUUGACGGCUGGCUUGACCUAUCAGAAUGGACAGAGCCACGAGGCAGAGAUUGAAUCUACAGAAUGUUCACCAAAGAUGUUCACAAUAAACUCCCAGACAGCAUAUACAAUCCCCAUUAUGGCUUUUGCCUUUGUUUGCCAUCCAGAGGUCCUUCCCAUAUACACUGAGCUAAAAGAUGCAACCAAAAAGAAGAUGCAACGUGUGUCAAACAUCUCCAUCGCUGUCAUGUACUGCAUGUACUUCCUGGCUGCGCUCUUCGGAUACCUCACUUUUCAUGGCCACGUGGAGUCAGAGCUGCUGCACACGUACAGCUACGUGGAUCCCUUUGACAUCCUGAUUCUCUGUGUGCGAGUGGCUGUACUCACAGCCGUCACACUCACAGUGCCCAUCGUACUUUUCCCGGUGCGCCGUGCCAUCCAUCACAUGCUCUUCCAAAACAAGGAGUUCAGCUGGGUCAGACACACGCUUAUUGCCAUUCUGCUGCUCACAUUAAUUAAUCUGCUCGUUAUCUUUGCUCCAAACAUCCUAGGAAUCUUUGGGAUUAUAGGUGCUACAUCUGCUCCGUGCUUGAUCUUCAUAUUCCCAGCCAUCUUCUACAUUAGGAUCAUGCCCAAGGAUCGAGAGCCUAUGAAGUCCACACCAAAGAUACUGGCUGCCUGUUUCGCUGGCUUGGGAGUUCUUUUCAUGAUCAUGAGUCUAAGUUUUAUCAUCAUUGACUGGACAACUGGAAGCAGUAAAAGCAGUGGUAGCCACUAACCCUUACUACCAACACCACCAUUCCCCCAUCUUAUCUUACCCUGGGACCUCACACUAUUAAGUGACUUUGCUGCUGGCACAUCACAGUCACAGUCGGCAUGUGGGAUAUUGUUUUUCUUAUGUUCCUCUGGAAAGGUGUUACAAUGUGCAAUUCAGUUGUGUGGCUUUAACACCUGUGCACCUGGUGAUGUGGUAAUACAGAGGUAACAUAUUUAUUCGCCUAAUAGAGGAAUCAGCAUCCCUUAUACAUUUGCCAUCCUGCAAUGGGAAUGGAUGACGCGUUCCCUACUCGUUUUGCAGGAGCUGAGACUAAGAAUCAGUGGGUAAGAGGGUAAUCUGUGUGUCUUCUUCUUUAUUGUAACACCGUAAGGUAUGUGUGAGGGGUGGUUAUUUCAGUGAUCUAGCACUUUUUUGUAAACUUGGUUUUCGUGGAAACAUGCAGCUUGAGCCAGUAAAUAUGUAGGACCCGUUCUCCAGAGGCGAAUGUUGCAUUUCCCUCGCCAUAUCUGUUCCGCAAUUUACUAAACAGAAGAGAUUUCAUAAACUAAUCUUACAAAAAAAAACAACAGUGAAAGGGUCAAUACUGAGCACCUCCUUUUCCAGGCAUGUGGGGUGUUCUGCAGAGGGGUAAAUAUGGAUAAAUAGUAGACCAUUGUAAAUCAGGACAGAAGGAGGGAAUGAAAUGUUUUGGCCACAUAGUGUGGGAGAGAAGUGUGAAAGGGAGAAGGGGAUCAGAUCUCAGAUUCAAUUAGGGGAAAUAUCAGAGGCUCAUUGUUUGCACAAAGACUUUUAAAAAUUAGGAAAUCUAAAA